GUCACAGGUCAAUGGACUGUCUGGGCUGAGAGGGACAAGAGGGUGGCUAUAUUUCAGGCACUCAGAACUUCAGAGAGAGUUGGACACAAAGACUUAAAGGAUGGAGAAAACAGCGAUUCUGUUUUCUGUGCUGCUCCUGGGGUGGACCUGGACCCUCCAGAGGGUCUCUGCUGAUGACGAUCAGGUGAAGACCACUGAGAGUACUUUGGUGCCUGCAGACGCUGAGGGUGCUACUGUUAAUACAGCUGUGCACGAUGCAACUGAACACAGUACAACUCUACACAGUGCAAAAUAUGCAGCUCUAAUCAGGGCUCCGUUCAAUGCAACAGAGGUCUGUAACAAAGCACCUCAAAGAGGUACCAGUAUGUGUUUGGCAUACAUUGAGCGUUACUUCUACAACUCCACCUCAAUGCGCUGUGAGACAUUCAUCUAUGGAGGGUGUGGGGGCAACCGGAACAACUUUAAAAACAAGAUAGAGUGUAUGCAGAGAUGUCACCCUAAAGAGGUCUGUAACGCACCACCUGAAACAGGCCCAUGUAAGGCACACUUUGAGAAUUACUUCUACAACUCCAUCUCAAAGAGCUGUGAGAAAUUCGUCUAUGGAGGGUGUUUGGGCAACCACAACAACUUUAAAGAUGAAAGAGAGUGUAUGCAGAGAUGUCACCCUGAAGAAGAAGAGCACCCAACAGCGGCGUGAUCAGACUGUUGAAGUUCUGUUUUUGGAGGAUGAGGAGAAGCUGUUUCCUGAAGACAAAGUGAGGAGAUGAAGAAGCAUCAACGCUUAUCUGGUUAUACAAAAACAUGAACCAUAGGGAGCAUAUUAUGCAGAUUACCAAUAAAGCAUUCGUUACUA
Epinephelus moara (kelp grouper) is the source of this 853-nucleotide messenger RNA. Its product is annotated as thrombin inhibitor hemalin-like. Gene Ontology annotation, cellular component: cell surface; plasma membrane. The transcript is spliced from 5 exons. Bases 101 to 697 code for a protein of 198 amino acids. Gene Ontology annotation, molecular function: serine-type endopeptidase inhibitor activity. The record is from RefSeq and is a predicted model, not a curated record. NCBI's taxonomy places the organism in Eukaryota, Metazoa, Chordata, Actinopteri, Perciformes, Serranidae.